This is a messenger RNA of Nicrophorus vespilloides, 1922 nucleotides long. RefSeq lists its product as uncharacterized. The transcript is spliced from 2 exons. The record is from RefSeq and is a predicted model, not a curated record. Lineage: Eukaryota; Metazoa; Arthropoda; Insecta; Coleoptera; Silphidae. Bases 1 to 1860 code for a protein of 619 amino acids.
AUGGCAUACAUUUCGGACAGACGCUGUAGAACGUGCUGCUUCGCCUAUAAUUUCGAUAGGGAAAAUAGCUUUGUAUCUUUUGACAGCAGUGAAGAGACUUCAUCGGAUUGUUGGUCGGAGGAGGUAGAAUCAGACAUGUAUCAGAAUGGAUAUAGGAAUAACAGCAGCAUUUAUGCGCCUAUGGAGCAGAAAACAUACAAGUACAAUGGGAACAGUUUCCAGAAAUUUUACGAUGAACGCACCGACUAUUUGUCCAACAAAUUUAAUAAUCUCUCAUUAGCUAAUGAUAUGAGUAAAAAUUAUAGUGCGUGUCCCGUCCAUUCGAAAACGAACAGGAAACCAAUGAACAAGUACACUUUGGAGGAGUCUUAUUGGGCCAUGUGGAAGCCCAAAAAUAAAACAGAAAGUAAUACCAGUUAUCAGCAGCCAUCUAUGGCAAAAGUGGAAAGCAUCAGCAAACCCAACGGAUCCAUGCUUAAUACAGUCAACAUAGGCAACGUACCUAUGCUUAGCAAUGUAAAUAUGGGUAACGUAUCCAUGAUUAGCAAUGUAAAUAUGGCGAACAUGCUAAGCAAUGUGAACAUGGGCAAAUACGUCCAGUGCAAGAAUUGUUUCAAAUACAUAGAAAGAGAUAAUAACAAAAAUUAUUCAACGAAGUGUUUAUGCUGCGCGCAUAAAGAAUUUUACGAGACCGAUACUGAUUCCGCAGCUUAUAGGAGGAAUGGGACCAUUCAAGAGGAUGACGAGGAGGAGACGGAAACACAGGGAUACAGUGGUGAGACUACCGGUUUUAUGACCAGCGAAGAUUAUUUGACAACAACGGAAACACAGGAUUACUCCGCCAGGAAUCAAUCUGAUCAAUCUAACAAGAAUAAGAGGAAAAGCUCUGCGGCCAGUUCACGACAUGCCAGCAGGCAGCAAUCGAAGACGGAAACGCUUUUGGAACCCAAAGCUAUAGAAACUCAGUCCGGCAUUAUUAGUCCGGUAGUUGUGAACCAAAGUGAAGUAGAGGAAGGUGCAUACACUUGGGAGCAACCGGAAUUAGAUAAGGACCAAAAUGACUAUCAGCAAGGCGACUCGAGGAAUCUUGUAACUUCUAAUAAGCCUUAUUACGAUAAUUAUCAGAAUCAAAGUCAUGAAGGCAAUUAUAGUUAUAAUACUGACAAUUACCAUAAUAAUCAAUCGUCAGAGAGUGGCGAGUACGCAAGUACCACAAAUGCCAAUUACAAUUACAACGUUUAUAAUGAUAAUCCAAAUCCUAGUGAUACGAAUGCCUCAAAUACAAUGAAUACAAAUAUCACAAACACAGCUACAGCUGUACCAACAUACAACUCAUCUAGUUACUAUGAUACCCUGAAUACUCUAAAUACUAAUAAUAAUAAUGAAAAUAUGACAACCAAUGCUCCUACCAAUUACAGUACUUCUAAGAAUCACAAUACAACGGCCACGAAUAAUUUACAAAGUAAUGCGAAUCAAAAUAGUAGCGUACCACCUAAUACUCCAAAUUACGCAUAUAAUCCAAAUGUCUUCAAGUUUAGUGCUCCGAGUGCUCUUGAUGCGGAAGUGCUGAAGGAGAGUGAGAUUAAAACAAUAAAUUAUGAACAAAAGGUAGAUCCUGCGAAAGAAAUGAUCACUUUGAAGCAUACAAACUCUUAUAUCAUGAAGCAGAAAGCGGAACAGGCGAAAUUUGCUCAGAGCAAUACAGUGAAUGCAGCAUCCAAGUUGUCAAGCGGUAAUCGCAUUGCAAUAAGACCUCACAGUUAUCCAUUGAAACCCAUCCUGAAAAAAGACAAAAAGCUCGUGCCCGUUGUGAGGACGACAACCGCAUCGAAAAAUUUCGGAAUCAAGUAUAAAAAAUGAAUUUCCAUGGUAUAUUUGUAUUCUUUUUUGUGUUUUUGUUUCGGGGUACAAUAAAAUCACAC